This is a messenger RNA of Chaetomium fimeti, 1467 nucleotides long. RefSeq lists its product as uncharacterized. NCBI's taxonomy places the organism in Eukaryota, Fungi, Ascomycota, Sordariomycetes, Sordariales, Chaetomiaceae. Bases 1 to 1467 code for a protein of 488 amino acids. The transcript has a single exon. Gene Ontology annotation, cellular component: nucleus. The record is from RefSeq and is a predicted model, not a curated record.
AUGCUCAAAGACAAGGAGGUUAUUUCGGACCCCCAGCGUCAGUACGAAAUCGCUAGGAGCGUGCACAACCAAGCCCACGGCGGCAUCAAUAAGACGACGGCUACUAUUGCGGAACGGUACCACUGGAGUCGCAUCAAGGAAACCGUCUCAGAUGUAAUUAGGAACUGUUCAGAAUGCAAAGACACGAACAAGGCCUCGUCCUCCCAGGGCCAGCAGUCCUUCCCGGGGGCCCCUCUCAACGGGCUAAAGCGCCCCAACCUUGAUGGCGCCACGUCGACGGCUUGUAAGCGUGCCUCCCCAGGCCCAUCCGGGCCAGGGGCUGGCAUGCAGUUCACGGGGGUUCAGCGGUCGAUGGCCGAUCCAACCCACCUCUCCCCGUUCACCUUCUCAUCCCACCUCCAAUUCGCCGAUCCCAGCGCCAUCUCAAUCCUCCCUCCCCACCCCCUCCCACCGCCAACCGAUACGGCCAUGGCCGGCCACGACACCAUCGGCCGAGAUACCCACAACCCGAUGCUCCAGUCGCUCCACUCAGAUCACCACCCGCAACCCACACACCCCGUAUCGCUCCGCACCUUGGCCCCGAACCCACAUUCGCACGCCGUCUCGGACUACCAGCCGAUCGAUCCGCAGAUAAUAGCCCAGUCCUCCGCAGGGACAGACUUACACCACCACGCCCAUCACCAUCACCACACCCACGGCCACUACCCCUUCUCGCCCCCAUCGCCACCGACGCAUCACGCCCCCGCACACCACCACGACCCCGACACCGACGCAGAUGCAGCUGAUGUAGAGACCUUCCAAGCUCUCAUAAACGCCGCCGUCACGGACGAUGACGACGAUGACGACGAUAACAAUAACAACAACGCCAACGACGCCAACAACCACAACGCAAACAAUCACGUCCCAACCACAUCCCGCCUAACAACAACAGAAAUAUCAAGGGGCGUAGAUACCGUCAGCACAAAACCCGGACACGACGCACCCACCGCCCUCAUAUCACCCACCCAUCAUCACCACCCCCAUGCACCCCCACACACCCACGCCAACCACCCGCCACACGACCCCAGAGGCACCAGCCACGACCACGCGCGCACAACGCAAGAAGAGCAGGAUGAGCGCGACGAACAGGCGGCGGUAGACCGCGACCUCGAGAUGCUGAUCGAAUCUCCCGCUGACGAUGACGAGGAUGGGGACGGCAAUGGGGAUGGUGACGGAGAUGGGGAUGGAGAUGAGCCGAUGGUUAUGGCCAUGUCGGUACGGCAUGGGCAGGGCCAGGGGCACGUACAGGAGGGGGGUUGUGAGAGUCCAAGAGGUGGGUUGGGGGGGGAUGUCGAUAUGGAUGGGGAUGUUGUUUCGCUGGGGAAGCAUGCUGCUGUUAGUGGGGGAAGGGUGGAUGUGGUUGGGUUAUUGGCGGAUGGGGGAGUUACGAGGGGAGGUGUGGAUGGGAUGGGGGAUGGGGACACCUAA